Molecule: messenger RNA, 2084 nt
Organism: Balaenoptera acutorostrata (minke whale)
Lineage: Eukaryota; Metazoa; Chordata; Mammalia; Artiodactyla; Balaenopteridae
Gene: RHBDL1
Product: rhomboid like 1
Exons: 7
Coding region: 471-1655 (394 amino acids)
Cellular component (GO): membrane
Molecular function (GO): serine-type endopeptidase activity
Source: RefSeq, a predicted model, not a curated record
GCGGAGCCGGAGGGCCGGGGCGGAGCGGAGUAGUCCGCAGAGAAGCCCCUCCCGGCCGCGGCCGCCGACCCCGGCCCCCGGCCCCCGGCCCCUGGCCCGGCCUGGCUCUAUGGACAGGAGCUCGCUGCUGCAGCUUAUCCAGGAGCAGGUGCGUGGAGAGGUGCGGGGCGCCGGCACCGCCCCCGUUGCCGGCCCUCCGCCCUUGGGUGCGCCGGGGGGACGGAGCUCUGAGACCCUCAGCGCAGCCCCUUCCCUGCACGACCUUGGCCCCCUGCACGAGACCCCAGGAAAGGGCGAGCCAGACUAGGGCGCUUGGGGAGGGGCAAGAGGGUUGGUGAUUGCCCUCAGACCUUGGCCCUACCCUUCCAGGAUGGGCAAGGCAGAAAUGAGGUGGGGAGACCGCUUGGAGAGCUAGCGGAGCUGGAGGCCGGGGACCUAGGUACCGGUGCCUACAGCUAGCUCCUGGGACCAUGUGGGCACAGGGGCCUAGACCCAGGAUGCUCGGAGCCUGCCUCUCCCUCCUGACGUGGCUCAGCCCUGUGGUCGUGGGGCCCGGCCCAUCCUCAGACCUUGGCCGCCGGCCCCCCGACCCCAGCAGCUGGACCCUGAGAACACAGGCUUCAUCGGUGCGGACACCUUCACUGGCCUGGUGCACCGCCAUGAGCUGCCCCUGGACCCGGCCAAACUGGACAUGCUGGUGGCCCUGGCCCAGAGCAACGAGCGGGGCCAGGUCUGCUACCAGGAGCUGGUGGACCUGCUUCAAGCGGGCCAUCGCCAAUGGACAGCGGGCACUGCCCCAGGAUGGGCUGCUGGACGAGCCAGGCCUGGGUGUCUACAAGCGGUUCGUGCGCUACGUGGCCUACGAGAUCCUGCCCCGAGAGGUGGACCGCCACUGGUACUUCUACCGGCACCGCAGCUGCCCACCCCCCGUGUUUAUGGCUUCGGUCACCCUCGCCCAGAUCAUCGUGUUCCUGUGCUACGGGGCCCGUCUCAACAAGUGGGUGCUGCAGACCUACCACCCUGAGUACAUGAAAAGCCCCCUCGUAUACCACCCCGGCCACCGUGCUCGGGCCUGGCGCUUUCUCACCUACAUGUUCAUGCAUGUUGGGCUGGAGCAGCUGGGGUUCAACGCACUCCUGCAGCUGAUGAUUGGGGUGCCCCUGGAGAUGGUGCAUGGCCUGCUCCGCAUCAGCCUGCUCUACCUGGCUGGUGUGCUGGCAGGCUCCCUGACCGUCUCCAUUACUGACAUGCGGGCCCCUGUGGUGGGGGGCUCCGGCGGGGUCUACGCCCUGUGCUCUGCACACCUGGCCAAUGUCGUCAUGAACUGGGCUGGGAUGAGAUGUCCCUACAAGCUGCUGAGGAUGGUGCUGGCCCUGGUGUGCAUGAGCUCCGAGGUGGGCCGGGCCGUGUGGCUGCGCUUCUCCCCGCCACUGCCUGCCUCGGGCCCACAGCCCAGCUUCAUGGCACACCUGGCGGGCGCAGUGGUUGGUGUCAGCAUGGGCCUGACCAUCCUGCGCAGCUAUGAGGCGCGCCUGCGAGACCAGUGUGGCUGGUGGGUGGUGCUGCUUGCCUAUGGCACCUUCCUGCUCUUCGCCAUCUUCUGGAACAUCUUUGCCUACGACCUGCUGGGUGCCCACAUUCCCCCGCCACCCUGACAAGAGUUCCCAGGGCCACACCAGCCAGGGCGCAGCAUCUGUGGGCCAGCCACUAGGCAGGCCUGCAUGUUCAUCCUCUGUGAAUGUAUGUCUUGAGGCUGCUUCUUCCUGGUGGGGGCAGGUGGCCCCUAUGGCCCACUGACUCCAGGCCAAGCCUUACACCAGCCCUGGCCGUCCCCUCCCAGGCCUGGAGGGAUAGGACUGCUGGACUGGGCUGAGUGGUGGAGGUCCUCAAGGGUGGCCCCAGAGGAGACCCUGCCCUGGCCUCUCCCAUGAGACUUGCAGUCUGACCCUUUUUGGAGAAUGAAUAAAUAUUUUACACAGCACCAGGUGGCUGUACUGGGGCACUGCGGGCUGGGCUGGUCUCCCCCCAACUCACUGAUCAAACUGUGAGGGCCCUUCCCUCCACACAAGCAGCAGCCUGGGCUU